Suillus paluster is the source of this 807-nucleotide messenger RNA. RefSeq lists its product as uncharacterized. Lineage: Eukaryota; Fungi; Basidiomycota; Agaricomycetes; Boletales; Suillaceae. The transcript has a single exon. The record is from RefSeq and is a predicted model, not a curated record. The annotation marks the transcript as partial.
CAACUACUAACUAGGCAGGCCACCUCGUUCGCACCUCCUGCAGACCACCGUCCCCGAAGGCUGGGUGCUGUUGACAACGAGGGGAAGUAAAGCGGGGGGCAGCGGGUUGAUCGCGUCAGGUUUGUCCCUGUGACUCAUGGUCCGCCUCAAUGUUUUGCUUGAUGUCGUCUCGUGGUUUCGAAGCCGAACGCUUGCUUCACCAACAAGGAUAAACCUGGUGCUGCAUCUUCCUGUUCCCCAUUUUUACUGCACUUGGCCUCUCGAGCCGGACUUGGUGUGCGCUAGGCGGCAUACAUCCCACAGGUCACUCUUACCGUAUCACUCAGGACACUCAAGGGAUGACCAACAUAAUGAAAUGAUGAAACGAGCCCGCAUCCGGCCAGGGGAACCAACUCCGGUGCUCCCACUACACUCGGAAAUUAGACUGCAGUUGUGCAUUUGGAUACUAGAAGGACCAUACAAUGGGGCACUUCUUCAUGACGAAGAGUCGACAAGACCUCUAGAAUGAGCGAAAACAUGGCAAGUCGCAACGCGCUCAGUUAUACCCGACUUUAUAAACGAUGAAUAAAUGGAUUUUACUUGAAAUCUAUGCCUUCUAGUGCUCAGUUCGAGCGUCAAGUCCCUUGGUUGCGACACCUUUUACAUGGUUUCAGUUUGCCACUUGGUCAAGCGCGGGCGGGCAGCUAGUAUCAGGAGUGAUGCAGCAAGGUAUUUGUCCAGACCUGUAGUACCUAUUUCUCUUUGGAACACCACACAACUCAGUAAAUAACUACGAUGACGAAACUUGAAACAUGAAACAAAUUUUCU